Messenger RNA from Caenorhabditis remanei, 942 nucleotides. RefSeq lists its product as uncharacterized. Gene Ontology annotation, biological process: mRNA cis splicing, via spliceosome. Gene Ontology annotation, cellular component: cytoplasm; spliceosomal complex. NCBI's taxonomy places the organism in Eukaryota, Metazoa, Nematoda, Chromadorea, Rhabditida, Rhabditidae. The transcript has 4 exons. The coding region runs from base 1 to 942 and encodes 313 amino acids. The record is from RefSeq and is a predicted model, not a curated record.
AUGGGCAAGGAAAAGAAAAUGAAAAAAGAAAGAAAGCGUCGGAGAUCCCCGUCUUCCUCUUCUUCAUCAGAAUCGGCAGAUGAACAAACGAGAAGAAUGAAUAAAACACUCGCAGAGCAGCGACUGCUGAAAAAGAUGGAGAAACGCCGUCAGAAAGAAGAAAUGAAAGCAAACGAAACACCCGAGGAGAAGAAAGCGAGACGUAUGGCAAAGAAGAUGAAAAAGGAUGCAAGCAGAAGAACAGCUGAUGUCGAAGAUUCUUUAAUUCCAGCAGAACUCAAUUAUACAAACCUCAACAAUCCGUUCAACGAUACGAAGCUUACGCAAACGUUUGUUUGGGGAAAGAAGUUGGAGAAAGAAGGAAAAAGUGGACUCUCACAAGAACAAGUUACGAAAGAAGCAAGUCAGCGAAUUCGUAAAAACCUGACGGAAGCUGCAGAAUACAAGCGUAUACGUGAUUCACGUGCUGCUGUGAAAGAAGACAUGGAGAUGAUGAAGCGAGACGCUGAUUUACGUGCUGGACAAAUGACUGAUUCGAAAGAACGAGAGUUUCAACUCGAUCAAGUGAAAGAAAGAACUCGGAUUCGCAUUGAACAAGGAAGAGCAAAAGCGAUCGAUCUUCUUUCUCGAUACGCUCGAUUUUCUGAUGAAAAUACUGAUUCAUCAUCUGUUCCUGAUUUUGAAUUAGAGAACCCCAUUGAGUACAUGAAAUCUACAUGCAAGUCGAUGGAUGAUUACGAAGAUUUGAUCGAAGAUAUCAAAACUUAUCGAGAAUUGGAUGGUUGGUCGAAAAAUGAGACAUGGUGGACCGACAUCACUCGAAUCGCUGAGGAUGAGAUACAAAAGAAAUUAUCGCAACGGAGAGGAGAGGUUCAUACUGGAGUGCAAAGUGAUGUUCAGAACUCGUUCAAGGUGAGUGUUUUACUGCUUUGCAAGUCAUAA